Setaria italica (foxtail millet) is the source of this 1513-nucleotide messenger RNA. Its product is annotated as alcohol dehydrogenase-like 4. Gene Ontology annotation, biological process: formaldehyde catabolic process. The record is from RefSeq and is a predicted model, not a curated record. Gene Ontology annotation, cellular component: cytosol. Gene Ontology annotation, molecular function: zinc ion binding; S-(hydroxymethyl)glutathione dehydrogenase [NAD(P)+] activity. Bases 67 to 1308 code for a protein of 413 amino acids. NCBI's taxonomy places the organism in Eukaryota, Viridiplantae, Streptophyta, Magnoliopsida, Poales, Poaceae. The transcript has 10 exons.
UCUACCACACUGGAGCUAAGAACUCCAUUCCCUGUCCCCAAAAGAAGAGUCAGAAGAACCCAGCCGAUGGACGGCACCAUGGCAGCAGCGGCGGCCAACGGCAACGGCAGCUUGGCCAACGGCGGCUCCGGCACCCGUGGGAAGCCCAUCAAAUGCAAAGCGGCGGUGGCGUGGGGCCCUGGCGAGCCGCUCUCCCUGGAGGAGGUGGAGGUGGCGCCGCCGGGGCGGCUGGAGGUGCGCGUCAAGGUGCUCUUCACCUCCAUCUGCCACACCGACCUCAGCGCCUGGAAGGGAGAAACCGAGAUGCAUCGCAAGUUUCCUCGCAUCUUCGGUCACGAGGCAGCCGGGGUGGUGGAGAGCGUGGGCGACGGAGUGGAAGACCUCGUUCCUGGAGACCACGUCAUCCCCAUCUUCACUGGCGAGUGCAGGGAAUGUGUCUACUGCGGGUCCGACAAGACGAACCUGUGUGGGACCUACCGCGUGAACCCUUUCAAGAGCACCAUGACCUCCGACGGCGGCACAAGGUUCGCCGUGGUGGACGCGUCGUCCGGCGAGCGCCAGCCGGUCUACCACUUCCUCAACACGUCCACCUUCGCCGAGUACACCGUGCUGGACGCGGCCUGCGCCGUCAAGGUCCACCCCAAGGCGCCGCUGGAGAAGAUGUGCCUCCUCAGCUGCGGCAUCUCCACAGUUGUCCUCUGUUUGGCAUCAGGUGUUGGGGCUGCAUGGAACACUGCAAACGUUUCUACGGGGUCCACAGUGGCAGUAUUUGGGCUUGGUGCUGUUGGUCUCGCGGUUGCUGAGGGUGCCAGGCUACGUGGGGCAGCUCGGAUCAUUGGUGUAGAUAUAAACCCCGAAAAGUUCACCAAAGGGAAAGAGAUGGGCGUCACGGAUUUCAUCGACUCGAAGGCCUGUGGCAAACCGGUCCAUGAGGUGAUCAGGGAGAUGACGGAUGGGGGCGUCGACUACAGUUUCGAGUGUACCGGGAUUAAUGAUGUGCUGAGAGAGGCUUUCCUGUCCACACAUGAUGGUUGGGGCCUGACGGUGGUACUGGGGAUCCAUGCGACACCCAAGAUGAUGCCGUUGCACCCGAUGGAGCUCUUCGACGGCCGCCGGAUCACCGGCUGCGCCUUCGGCGACUUCAAGGGCAAGUCCCAGCUGCCGGACCUCGUCGAUAAGUGCAUCAACGGGGAGGUUAAUAUCAACUUCGAUGGCUUCAUAACGCACAAGUUGCCCUUCUCGGACAUCAACAAGGCUUUCCAGUUGCUGGAGGAAGGCAAGUCGCUGAGGUGCCUGCUUAAUUUCUAAUCAGGGAGGUGGACUUCAGGAUUACUGUUGAUUCGAGUGGAAUAAUAAUAAAAGUAGGGAAACGUUUUCCAGUGUCCACUUGUAUAAUUCCCAUGUGCAAUAUGUAUGUAUUAUAAAAUGAAUGGGACUUCUAUGAAGAAGAAAAACACAGGUAUUAUCCAGAACAAAAAUGACGUUAAUGUUGGCAUUAGUAUCUAUUUUCAUA